CUUUACUUCGAUCUUGCAUUAACGACGUUGCCUAUUGCAACUACAGUUGCGACAUGAUGCCUGUACAUUCAGUAGUCGGCACUCAGGCUCCCUUUAGUACGCAUGGUAGUUACGUUAUACAGGAUAACAAGUGUUGGUUAAUCCCGAAUAUAUUUUUUCACAUAGCGCAAGCCGGCAGAAAGCCCUAGGUAGCUAGUUGACGUGUGAUAAACUUGCCGGGGUUACGAACUUGUCUAGCGAAGGAGACGCGCACCUGGAUAGCAUGUAAGUAGAAUACAGUUUGCACUGGUUGCGCAGUACAGGGUUCAUGUUCUUCUCGUUGCCGUUGCCUACAUACGCAGUCGACAUAGGGUGCCGGCUACCGUGCUACCUUCUAGUAUUGCUUGCACCGGCUGGUGUGUUAUACUUAAUGUUUAACUGUAGCCCAUUUUCAGGGAGUAACUACGCACUUCUCUGGAAACCAGUACUAACUCCUACUAACCUUUGUGUGCCUACCUACCGAUGCUGGUAAUCGCUUAAGAAUGAUAACGGUUUCAUGGUCUGUCAUCUUAGCUGAACUACCUGGAAUGCCCAAGCAAGUCUAGUUUGGCCGCAAGCCAUUCGCGGCCUGACGUGCCUUUCCACUGCCCUGUCGCUGUUGGAUUCAGCGGCAUGGAAGGCGAGUAUAUGUGGAUGAUGCCUACUAGGAGGUUACAGCAGGAUGGGGCGCGCCCGCCAGCGGGUGAACAGUCCAUGUCCGUUAUCAAUAUGGACAAGCGCCCAGACACAGUCCUAAUUGCCCUGGUGGUUGCCGUACCGACCGUCCUGAUAAUGCUGGUGCUGCUGCUGGCGUUCCUGCUAUGGCGUCAGUGCCGCCGUACAAGGACCUUGGCGGGUGCCGUACGGCCGCCUGGCAUAGGGCCCCAGACCACCCUUCUCGUCACGGACAUUAUGAAUUCUACGGUCCUAUGGGAAUGCCUGCCGGCUUACGUAAUGGACAAGUCUGUGCGGCUGCACCACGCCUGCCUCCGAAAGCUGCUCCGCACCUUCAACGGAUACGAGAGCGCAACGGAGGGUGACUGUUUCAUCCUAGCCUUCCACGCCCCGGCAGAUGCAGCCAGAUUCGCACUCACCGCUCAAAUGGAGCUCAUGGACCAGCAGUGGCCAAAUGAACUACUAGAGCACCCAGAUGCUUGUGAGGUUUGGGUCAGCUGUCCGCCUGCCAAGCGCAGUCCUUUCGGUGAACCCUUUGGUGCCGUACGGCAAAUGCACGGCAACCAUCAUCAUCACAACGGUCACCACAGCAACCACAGCUACAAUACACAUAGUGGUGCAUAUCAACAAAGUAAAGCCGUGUAUGAACGACAGCAGGGCGAUGAUCGAGAUCAUCAUGAACAACUGCCAACUGCCAUUAACCACCACCAACAUAACGGCAGCAACGGCUUUGGUGGUGGUGGUUCUGGUGGAGGAGCUGCCGCAGCAGCAACAGCUGCUGCUGGUGUUUCUGCUGUUGCUAGCGGCGGCAGCGGCAGUGAUUUGUACAGCAACAAACGAGGCGCUGGUGGCAGCGGUACGGCAGCCUCCCCAUUUGUUGCGAUCUCUGGCAACAGCAGACAUCUCGCCAUGUCGUUAGCUGCAACAGCAGCGGCGCAACCUUCAAGAUUGUCGUACAUUGCCUGUCCAAUCAGAGGAAGUGCAGAUAAUAUCAGUGGCAGUGGUGGGGCCGCCUGCAGCAGCGGCGGCGCCUCCCCCCGUGGUAGCAGUCGGGCCCUAUGUAAGGGCACUUCCGUGUCUUGGCGCUUGCCAACGUGUCGUACGAUAGGUGGUGGCGGUGCCCCUGCAGACGUCAUUAGCAUGGGUGGUGGCAUCAACGUUGGUAUGGGCAGCGCCUGUCGUACAGACAAUGAAAACGCACUGCAGCUGGUUACAAUCAAGCAACGGGAGCGAUUGACGAGUCGGAGUGCUAACACGAUGAUGCCGACAGCAGCGGCGACAGCGUCAAUGGUGGCGGCGGGAUUGCGCAUGUCGUACAGUGGGGGUAGUGCGGCCACUAGCACCACCCCCACCCCGGCUGCUACCUCCAGAUACGGCUCGUACGACAAUGCAAUCCAUGAUUGCGGCCCUGCUGCUGCAGCCCAGAUGGACCCUGCUGCCACCACUGGCCUUGUGGGCGCGAGCAGCGGCGGCAGCUGUGUCAGUAGGCGUGGCGCCAUUGUUGGCGUCGGCAGCAGCAUUGGUGGCAGUGGUGGCGGCGUUGGAGGGAGACCUGCCGUACAAGCCUCCUGCAGCUGUGCGCCGGGCAGUGUUUCCUGUCCAGGGACCUUGCGGGGCGCUUCAUGCCAACGGAGUACCGGACAUGCCAGCAGCAGUAGCAACACUAACGACAAAAGCGCUGCCCAAAACUACGGCAAACACAAAAGCAGUGACUUCAACAUUGGCUUGCCAGACAGCAGGAGGGGUUGCAAGGACCAUAUCAGCGAGGGUGGUCGCGGCAACGACCAGCAUUCCAACCAUAACAACGGUGACUGCGGCUUGGGCGGCGACGGACAUGGCAGCAGCAUGGGCGGUUCAGAGGAUCUCAGAACUGGACCCUCCCUGUCCGGCUGCGGCAGCUGCUACAGCCUAAGUGGAGGCAUCGCCGGUGCCGUGGACAGUGACAUUGCAUGUGGUGUCAAUGCCCAGCAGAUGGGGACGACACACGCUGAGUACGGCCCUGACGCUGACGGGAACAUGAACACCAUCCACGUUGAUGGAGGCGGCUGUGACCGCAACAGCUCCCUCAGAGCACCGGCUGAGGACCACCUGCAUGGUAUAAGACGCAGUAGCAAGAGCUGCAGCGGUGAUGGUGGCAGUAGCAGUGGCGGUGCUUUCAGGGAGCUACUGGCCGCGGCACUUGCGGACGCAGAGAUUGCGUCCUGUACGGCAGCAGCAGAAGCUGCUGCUACAUCCACUGCUGGUUGUCGUACAGAUAGAGGCAAAGAUGGCAUCAAAGCUGACCCACAUAGUGCUCGUACGGCAGUACCGGUAGGGGAGAGCUGCCGCCAGAAGGUUGGGGAUGCUGACGUUGCUGGUGGUGACAACCCAAACCAACAUGGCUGUGGGAGCAGCACCCGCAGUGCAAGCGCCAAUGACCGAGGCAGCAAUGGCAGCAGUUGCCUUGGCCAGGAGCAUGCUGCUUCCUCAACUGUCAAAACAAAAGCCACGUCAGAUGCAGCGCUCUGGGUAUCUGUCGUACCACCUGUCGUACCGCCUGCUGCUGCGGAUGCCGCUGCUGCAACGGAUGGACACGGCAGCAGUGCUGCUGCUGCGGCUGUUGCAGACGAUGCUGCUGCCAAGCGCAGGAGCAGGAAACCUGCUGAUAGGGGCUUGCGGCGCCAAAGCUGUUGCUUGAAGGAGUUGGGGACAGCUGUAGGGGAGCAGGGGGACCAAGGAAAUGCGGACAAGGAUAAUGAGGAGCAGCAGCAGCAUUCCAUGGCCCCGGCAUCUCGGCACUGCUUCCUCACUGAUUGUCAGCAACAGCCACCCCACCAGCAGCAGCACCAGCAACACCAGCGCCUCCCUCUCACGUCUUCCCAGGCUGCUACCGGCGGCACUUCCUCUCCCAGCAUGUUCCGGGGGAGCAGCGGCCGCAGCGGCCGCGGCAGCAGUGGUGUUGGUGCUGGUGAGAUCGGUCGCUGCGGUGGGGGUAGCACUGGUGGUGGUGGUGGUGGUGGUGGCCGUGGGAACGCUGGCGGCAGCAACAGCAGCACCGGUAACAGCACGGCAUGGUUCCGGCCGUCGUUGGAGCGUGACAGCCCGCCACAGCAGCAGCCGGAUCGCACGUCCGUUCAGUCGACUAACUGCGACGGACGCGAUACCUUCUGCAGGUACUCGAGCCUUUCCGUCUGGAUAUCCCAGCCUUCCUGCACUGCAGGUGGCGGUGGCGGCGGAGAUGCCAGCGGUGCAGGCGCAGCAGCCCACCUGCUUAAGGGCACUAGCAGCAGCCGAGCGCUGAGGCCCACUUUGGCAGCAGCUGCGGUGUCGACCUGCAGAACCGGCAGCAGUGUACGAGCAGCACCACCAGCAGCACCACCCUUGGGGGCUUUGUUGGAGACCAUUGGGUCUCCUGGCGGGUUGGGAACGCCAUCCUCCUCCUCCUCCUUGUCACCACCGGCAGCAACGACGGUCCUUCCGCCUGCUGGCAGUACGGAGGGAGGCAGGCAGUACGGAGGAGGAGCUUCCGGGGCUGUCGCAGGCGGCCGUCAUGCUGGUAAUAGUGUCGGCUGUGAUGGCGGCGAUGGCAGUGAAGGUGGCGGCGACUGUAGUAGCUCGAAGCUGUUCUACACGCCUCCGAGGGAUCUGGCUCUCAUGUUGACGGACGCUGGUGUCGUCCUGGGCAGCAGCAGUGGAGGCGGUGGUGCGCACCGCUGCUACCACGACCUGCAUGGUGAUGCUGGUGGUAGCAGCGGCAGUGGUGGUGAUGAUGGUAAUGAAGGUGGCUCUGUUUACGCAGAUGCGUGCUCUGGCAUUCCUCCAUUGUCUUGCACUGCUACCGUACCCGAAGCACCCCCGACACACCAGUGCUGCCAUAGCGCAAUGGAGCCUCCUUCUGCAGCAGCAGCAGUGGCAGCGGCGGCAGCAGCCGCGGCAGCGGGACAGGCAGCAGCGACCACAACAACAGCAGCAGCAGCAGUGGCAGCUGCGGCGGCCGGCAGUGCCGCCAUCAACUGCUACCCCCCUGUGGCUCCCCCAGCAACCACCAUACACCUGAGGAUUGUCUCGUCCGCCCCCGCUGGCACUCCAAACACGCGGUCACAACCCUGCAGUGCUGCUGCUGCUGCUGAUAGGGGUGCCGAUAGCCGUGUCCUGGAUGCUGAUAAUGCCAUGCCUGCCACAGCCGCUAGUGCUAGCGCCUCCUACGCGCCGUCGCUGUCAUGCGGUGCUGUCUCAAGUGCAACCGCCGCAACCGUCAACCGACCCCCGCUGGCUCCUAAUUCUCUUGGCUCCUGUUCUUCAUGUCCAGCGGAGAUAACCGCAAGCAGUGGCUUUACCGCGCCACCGCCAACAUCAUCCAUUCCCACUACCUCCGAAGCCGGUUUGGUUCUAACCACCUCAGCUCCUCCUGGUUUUGCAAACUUCCCUCCAACAGCGACUUCGACAACGCUAACGGAAUCCGUACAACGGUUGGCGACGAGGCAUGGCCCUCACCCACACCAGCAUGCCCCGGUGGUUGUGCGCAUGCCGUCACCAAAGCAGGGUCUCCUUCGGCAGGUCUCCACGAAACUUCUAAUGGAGCGGAUGUCACGGGAUCUGGGUGGCGGAGCCCCAGCCGGCGCCGAUCGGUGCUGUGAUGGGGACGGCGACAACAGCACGAGCAGCGCCAGUAGCAGCCAUGGUUGCAUUGUCGGUGGUGCUGCUGCUAGUGUGGGUAGCAGUGGCAACGGCAGCGGCGGCGACAGUGGUAGCUGCAGCGGUGGAGGAGCAGAGAGAGGCAGGAGGGGCGACGGCAUCACAUCACGCUCCAAGGCCCUCCUAGCAGCUUGCAAGCUUGCUGCAGCCUUAGUUACUGGGCAAUCGGUGACGCAGCAGGAUCUCGAUGACGCAGGGUUCGGAGCUUCACGUGGUUUCAAAGCGGCAGUAACAGUUGAAGGACAGCCACCGCGUCACAGCAGUAGCCGCAGCGGCGGCAGCUGGAAUGGUGCCAGUCGUAGCAGCAGCAAGAGGAGGGGGGACGAGCACAGGGCUGACGGUGGUGGUGGUGGUGGUGGUGGUGGUGCCCGUGAAGACAGCAGCACUGGCAGCAGCCGGGAAGGAGAUGGUACCAGCAGCAGCGACGGCCGCGGCAGUUAUGACGGAGUAGGUCGGCACGCCGGUGUCCGCACGUUCUAUCGCGGUGCUGCCGCUGAUGGUGACAGCAGGGCACAUGAUGAAUUCAGCAGCAGCAGCAGCAGCAGCAGCUGUAGCAGUAGCAGUUGCCGGAAUGUUGCUCGAACAGAUGCCGCUAGCAACGCCGUUGCUGACACCAGCGGUGCCGCUGGUACGUUGCGACCAACAACGGGAGCAACAGAGUUUUCGCCCGUGCACAUCCGCAAGAGCUUGAGCUUAAGCGUUAGUGCAGUACGAGAGGCUGUAGCUCGCGAAGCCCUCGACCGGGCCGCGAGCUUCAAUACCACGACAACAACAACCGCCGCAGCGAGACAUGUUGCUUCCAGGACCAUCACAUCUUCUUCGCGACCUUCACCAAACGUGCAACAGCAGCACGCAAGGACCAACAUCCCGCCAUUGUCAUACAACGCGAUGUUCAGGAAACCCUCCGACAAGGCACUACAGUACAUGGAGGACCCUGGCAACAACAACAACAACAGCAUUGCACUUCCUCGCAGCUACAGCAGGAAUCGUGGCGGUCAUGGGUUUCGUGCCGUGUCUAGAAGCCACAGUGGAGGUCUGGGUGGUGGUCUUGUCACGAACCCAGGCCUCUUAUCCAUAAUCACGGAGGGCGCCUCUUCGACUGGGAUGGCGGCAGCGGCUGCUGCCCCAGCCUCCGUGACAGCUCCAUCGCUUUCGCUCGCACCAUUGCCUUCACCUCAGCCUUACCACCGUCAUCACUACCAACAGCAGCAGCAACAACAACGCUCCACAGGUUCACAUGUGCCGCCUGCAAGUGCCCCGCUCUUCAGGUGUACGACAGUCCCACACGGUGGUGGCGGCUGUGGGGUUUCCGAGGACCGUGGUGGCCAACGCAGCAGUGGCGGCGGUCCGGCUGGUGUCCCAGGUUCAAUCCACAACAGCGGCACUGUUUUGAAUCUGCCCAUGACGUCAACAGAGGCUCUCGCUGGCCUUGGUCCUGUUCACGAAUUGCUACACCAGUUGACAUGGAGGGAAUUCCUCCGUGACCUCUUCCCCAUCAUCACGACAAGCAUAUCACCCGGUGGAGCUGAUAACAACGAACCGGGAGCCGCUGGAAGCGGCAGCCAAGGAGGCGAUGGUGGGUUGACCGGAUACACCAGUGCUUCCGAAGCUGGCGGUGGCGGCAGCAACGCCGGUGGCGGCUACAGUGGAUACGGCAAUGCCUACGGCGGUGCUGGAGCUUUGUACGGCGAUGCAUCCGUACAUGGCGCUAGUAACGUGUACGGCAAUGUUGGCAGCCCCAUGUACGGCGGUGAUGUAUCUGUACGGGCUGGGGGAAUGUACGGCGGUGGCAGCGACAUCUCCCUACGUGGUGGUCGAAUCUAUGGUGGCGACAUGUCGAUCCGAAGUGGGGCUAUGUUUGGCGGCGGUGAUUUUCCUGUCCGGGAUGGGAGAGUGUACGGCGCCGAUAUCUCCGUACGGGGUGGCGGAAUGUACGGCGGCAGCGACACCUCUGGACGCGAUGUUGGGGGCCGAACGUACGGCGGCGGCAGCAUCUCCCUACGUGGUGGUGCCGUGUACGGCAACGACGCCUCCGCACGUGGAGGCGGAGUGUACGGCGGUGGUGAUGCUUCUGUACGGGCCGGAAUGCUUGGAGGUGCCUCAAUAAGGGCAAGGGCUGCCUUUGGAGGCUUCCCUCCUGGCGGCGGCGGCGGUAGCAUGUAUGGAGACGUAUCUGUCCGGGGCGGCAACCAGAACGGCGGAAUGUACGGUGCUUUCACUGGCUACAAUGCGUACGGAGAGGCUUCCGUACGAGGAGGAGGCGCGUACGGAGAUUACUCCGUACGUGGUGGAGGCGGGUACGGCAGUACGACAAGUGGUGCUGGUGGAGGCGGAGGUGGUGACAUGUCCGUACGAGCUGGAUUCCUACGAGGUCGUACGGCACGCUUUCUGCACAACGCAGCAGGAGCUUGCGCCUCCGGCGGCAAUGAAGGCAGUAGCCGUGCUUUGGCUUUUCGGGGUCUUCGCGUCCGGAUGGGCAUGCAUACAGGUAUCUCCAACCCCUCAGACUGCGCCUUCAACACAACCACAGGGGCAGUAGCAUACGGGGGCGUGCCCCUCAAGAUUGCCCGAGCAGUCUCAGACGCUGCCGCUGGCGCGAUGAUCUUGAUUUCGGAGCGGACCCUCCAUCAGCUGCUCCCCAUUCUGCCGCUGCUCGAGUCUUCCACCUUUGCUGCCUUUGGAGCUAGUCGAGGAGCCCCCGGUGGCCCGCCAAUGGUGAUAUACAGCGGAGAUGUGGGAACGGAGGAUUUACUGGGGUCCACUGCAACUGCCACAAUUGCCGCAACUUCCGGAGGAAUGACCGUUGCGGGCGUUAUGGCCCUCGUUAGGUCUGCCAGUACAACAAUGACAACAGCAGCGACGGCGGCAUUAGGGGCGCCAACGGCGCCGUCUCUGCUACGGACUCAGUCGACAACAGCUUUGGCCGUUAGCAAUGCUGUCAUAACAGCUUCCGCCGGUGGCAAUGCAAGCACUGCCAAAGAUGAUCAGACCCGUGUGUCAGAACGUACCGUGGCGCUGUAUCAGUUAGUUGGAUUUCGGUUGCGGCAACGGUUGCCUCAUCUGGAGCCGCUGAGAGGCAUUCGUUUCGUUCAGUUGGGCAACAUGGAGGCGCCGGUCGGACCCGACGUCGCCAUCACCUUCCUCACGGUUCCUGCUGCCCAGGCGCUACUAGCGGAUUUGGGCUCCACGGGCCGUCGAGUGCUGGCAGCCGUAAAAGCGGUGCUGGUGGGACAAUGCGGGCAGCGCGGGGGCUACGUGAUUGAGGCCGUGGAGGGGCUGUGUCUGGCUGCCUUCCAUGACCCAGCUACGGCAGCGGCAUGGGCGCUUGGCUGCAUGGAAACACUGCAGAACAUGGAGUGGCCUGCGGCGGUCUUGAACCACCCCCAAUGCCGUGAAGUGUACGACAAAACAGCAAACCGUACCCUGGCUGUUGUGCCGUACGACUCGCCAGCCAUGCGUAGUACGGCACCCAUAAAGGCUGCCACAGGCGCUUGUACGGCAACAGCAACAGCAGCUAACAAUGGGCACCAGCAGCAGCUUCAUGCGCCAUUGCCUUACACUGGAGGUCCCACAAUCGACGUCAACUCCUCUGCUUCCGCUGCCGCCCGCACUGCAACCACUGCAGCCGUUGGCGGCACGGGUGCAGUACGGCACCAGCCACCACGGCGGUCGUUGUUGCAUCGUGGCCCAAGGCUGCGCGCCGGCAUCCACGUGGGGGAGGUUGCAUGCGACGUACAUUCGAGCACGGGAAGGCUGUCGUACAGGGGCCGAGUCAUGAACAGGGCUGCCCGUAUUGCUUACAAGGCCGAGGACGGUCAGGUGCUGUGUAGUCGUACGGCAUGGACCGUCGUACAAAACAUAAUGCCGUGUGGCAGUACCCUGGAACUUGAACGCAGCAGUCCACAACAUCAACACCAGCUGCCACACACACAACAGCAGCAGCAACCGCUGCAACAGCGCGGUAGCGGCGGCAACAUGGGCAGUGGCAGUCCCGGACCGGCUGCUACUGCCGUCGGCCUUGGGAGCCCUAGUGGCAGAAGUGGUCACGCUAGCGGAGGCAGCAGUCUGCGUUGGGCGAAUAGUUUGCGAUCACUUCUGCCUCAUGCUGUUGGCGGCAGCGGCGCUGGCGCUGCUGGUUGCAGCAGCUUAGGAACUCAUCACGUAAAUGCACAACAGCCAACGAUGCAGUACGACAACCCCUCAGGUGCCGAUCAACAGCAGCAGCUGCAGUUAUCGCCGCUGCUGGCGCCGCCACCAUCACCGUCGCCGGCAGCAUCAACGACCCAUGGGUCAUCAUCGUCACCUUCACCACCACCGCCGCCGCUACUACAGCCUUUUCGCUGUCAUGCACUUAAAGACGAAGUGUGCGUCAGCAAGCCUGGUUCCGGGGACGGUGUUCGUGGCUGUGGCGGUUGCAGUAUUUGCAUGGAUGGCGGCGGCGGCGGCAGCGGCAGCGGCCGAGUGCUAUUGGCGGUUAGCCUGGGAUCGUUCAGCCUCAAAGGCAUAGCAGAGCCCAUGGAGUUGCUGCAGCUCCGAUGGGGUUCUUGUGUGUCCUGAGCGCAAGGAAACUAAACAAAUCGAAUUUCCAUGCUUCUUAAUUUUGCAAUUAAGCUAACAGUGGUAUUGCUCUUUUGGUUUCUGGUUUGCGCGUACAGAAGCUGUGCUAUUAAUGUGUCGUGCCUUUCUGGACAUUGACUAGACACAUAAACCAGACAGCAGCCAGUCAGGGUUGUAGCUAGAUCAGGAUCAGGAGCGUGACCUCUACCGCCAUCAUGUUAAGGAGUUCAGAAUCAUGCUUUAGGUGCCGGUGCAGGUGCUUAGUCAGCUGGUAGUUGAUUACAGUGGAAGGAGCUUACGUAUGCCAUGUUAGGAGGAUAGAUGGUCUGCCAGUUUCCCAUAAACACUCCCCAAGCGGUUGCCCAUGGUGGCAUAUACCUAUCUAUCUCAAUGGAGCCCGAACUAAACCAAUGGCUGCAAAUUACAAAGUGUGCAACCUAGGCCGUGGCAGGUCUGAUUGUUGUUUGGUUCCUUAUCUUGCUUUCUUCCCUUGCAAAGCUGCAGAGGCUUUGCGAGACAUUUGGACACGCGCAAGUUGCAAGUCAACCAUUGGCUGUUGGAUGUCUAAAUUGAUGGUCCUAUCGAAAGCCGAGAAGUUAUUGAUUACUUCGCCGUUUCCACCACCUACUUCAACAGUUUUACUUUCUGCUGAGUUGGGGUCACACCUACCCAAGCGGUUCCACCGACGAAUGCAGUACAUACACACGUCUAUCCUUGCCCUUUCCUUGCUUGCUGUUUCAAUGGGUGUAGGACAUGCUUAAGUACAUCAAUGUGUUGUGUCCAUGUGUUAAACGUGGCAUGCGGAUGCUGUUUUCUGGGCGCGCAUGCCAUAAACACUGCAGCUGGCUGGUUCUGAUGGCAUAUUGUACGUGUGGAUUAGCUGGUGGAUACGUACAUGUGUAUUUUAUUCAGGAUAGCGCUGAGCAUGCAGGCAGAAACUUGUCAUCAAUGACACCCUGAAUCAUGCGCACAUGUAGCUGUUCCUGGUUAGGCUACGUAGGAUGCUGCUGCUUACUUUGUUAUUGGAUGGGUGAUCGUAAGUAAGCUACCCUUUAUCCAGCCUCCCUGGACCAGCUGGCGUAGCUAGGCAGGGAGCAACAUGCAGGUUGCGGCUUGUGAGUUGCUGCUGCUGCGGCGGCAGUCCAGCUGAUGGGGUGGAGGAGCUAAGACAACUUGCAACAACAGUUUCAUGUGGUUAGUUUUGCAGAUGGCGAUGCUUGUUUCGCGUUCUUCUUCCUUCGAUCCUGUGUGGCCAUAUGUAGGGCUUGCAUAUACCUCAAGGCUUGCAAGAGUUUGCUUGCCAGGAAACAAGGUGCGCGUGCCGUGCCUAAUCAGCAACUUGCUAUCGUUAGGAUCCAUAUUGAUCAACCUGCUGCUUACCGGUGCUGGAAGCUUGAAGGAGAAGGGUGGGGUGGGAGGCGUGGUGACCCGCCGGGAUGUGGCAAAGCAGAAUGUGCUUUAGCAUGCCGGGGGAGCACCUUGAGUGUCAUCAAUAGACACGAGUCAAGAGUCACCACGGAGCCGUAAUGACGUGGGACCUAUAGCGACCCCCCCGACUAAUCCUGGGUGUAUUCGGGGGGUCUUUCUUUCUUCCCCCCAGACGUAGGGGUGGUUACCCGCACGUUAGUUGAGGAUGGUGUCUGGGUGCUGGUUGUUGUGUGAUGUGGCCUGCAUGAUGUUGUUCUUUCGGCUGGCGCACAAGCAGCACACAGCCGUAACCUGCAAAGUUUUGUCAUCACAGAGCCUGCAAUUCUAUGUUGGGUACUUCUAGCCACCAAGUUCUGACGUCGUUCCUUGGUCGGCUUCUCUCAUCAUCGUCGCAUUUUCAUUAACGUCUGUGUGUGCCCCUUUGGACAAUGCGCACAAUGUUUCAAGUGGGGGUUGUGCAGUAUGUGGAAGGUUAGGUGUUGUACAGGUUCGUAAACCCUUUGCGAACGCCCUAGGAACACAUAGCGAAGUCUCCCACGGUAGAGCACGUUGCAAUUACCGCUUUCCGAUCCAUGUGCGUCAAGAACGGCCACAUUGUGCGUGUGCAAUUAACGCUAUCUGUUCGAUUUUUGAUAGCAGCAGCAACGGGUGCCCAUCCCUCAACCGUGCACACCUACACAUGGCGGGGUCUCCCAAGGUAGAGCACGUUGCAAUUACCGCUUUCCGGCCAAUUUAUAUGCGCAACAACUGCGCAUGGCACAUGUGCAGCUGUUGCUGCUCUUUUCUCCAUUGCGAGUCAGCAACAUCUAUGCCAAAGGCGAUUGGCAUGCACCAGGAAAGCUUUGCUUCGAAGGUCAUUGUAUACUGAUUAUUGUUCUCUAUUGGCGAGCCUUGCAUAAAAGUGCCUUCACGGUCGCAUGUUCCUCAAUGCCUUUCCCAGACACUAACGAACAAUAAACUUGCUUCGCUUUUUAACCGUGCAUGAUUUCCUUGCCCACACGUAUGCCGACUGUUCAAUCUGUGUCGAAUAUGUUGUGGGAUAGACGCAUUGCAGCAUACCGUAAGUGGAGUUUACUAUGCACUGAAACUCGUGACGACUAUAUUCGUGGGUCACAGAAUCACCUGCAGUACAGCCGCUCUCAUAUUCUUGUCUAUAGACGUACUCUCUUGAAGAAACUGCUGGCUUGGGGGCUGCAGUGUUGGCGACCAUGGUCGGGACCCAUUUGCCAAAAUGCAAGCAGACGUCGCACAGCCGGCGCCACUCAAUAUGCUUACGUCCAGUGUAAGGGCGGCGGG
Astrephomene gubernaculifera is the source of this 12648-nucleotide messenger RNA. Lineage: Eukaryota; Viridiplantae; Chlorophyta; Chlorophyceae; Chlamydomonadales; Astrephomenaceae. The record is from the annotation of a GenBank genome assembly.